Molecule: messenger RNA, 7824 nt
Organism: Diabrotica virgifera virgifera (western corn rootworm)
Lineage: Eukaryota; Metazoa; Arthropoda; Insecta; Coleoptera; Chrysomelidae
Product: ornithine decarboxylase
Exons: 8
Coding region: 543-1811 (422 amino acids)
Cellular component (GO): cytoplasm
Molecular function (GO): ornithine decarboxylase activity
Source: RefSeq, a predicted model, not a curated record
AUUAAUUGAUUGAAUAAUCGAAUUGUUAAACACUCCUUCUACAACACAUGCUGAUACGCUGAAGCGUCGUAUCUUAGGAGGGGAUAAGUGAUAUAUCUUUCGGAACCACGCUAGCUAAAGUCUUAAAUACUAAAAUACUUCACAUCGCUCGGUUCGCGCGUUUUGUUUGAGUUUUCCAAAGUUUUUGAGUGUUCUUUUUUAAUACCGGUGGCUAGAUGACCCGCUGGUAGUCGACAAAUUUAUCCAAAAAAAUUUUCAUGUGUUCAUAUGUUAUAAACAAAGUCCCAUUUACCCACGGACUUCAGGGUCGUAACUUGGACGAAGCUAGCCCAGAUACUAGCAGCCUUCUUUUACCCUACAACUGGAAAAUUUUCCUAAACGGCGAACCGCCUUGGCAGUGCUGACAAAAAUCUAGGAGAUACUAAGUCACACCUACCUUAAUAAACCUGUGUGAAUCUGAGCACAGGCUGCCUCCUUGCUUAUUUCAUCGAAAAUAUUCAACUGUAUUUGACAAAGACACCUUAUAACCAACCAAAAACAAAAUGAAAAUUCCAAGUGUUGAAGAACGCAUUCACGUUUUGGAUGACCAAUCAAACGUAUGGACGGUGAUCCGGGAAAUCGUAAGCAACAACAAUCAGGAAGAUGCCUUUUACGUCUUGGAUGUCGGAGAUAUCGUCAGAAAACAUCAGGAAUGGCGCGAAAAACUACCUCGAGUCACGCCGCACUACGCUGUCAAAUGCAACGACAGCCUUACAGUUCUUGAAACCCUCAACGCCUUGGGAACUAACUUCGACUGCGCUUCAAAGGGCGAGAUUAACAAAGUACUCAGCAUGGGUGUGGAGCCCGAAAGAAUCAUCUUUGCCAAUCCUGCCAAACCUUCCAGUCAUAUCAGACAUGCUGCAGCCACUGGCGUUAACACUAUGACAUUCGACAGUGACACUGAAUUGCACAAAGUUAAGAAUCUCUUUCCUGAAGCCAAGUUAGUCAUUCGCAUUCGUUGCGAUGCCACUGAUGUCCAAUGUCAACUGGGAAACAAAUUUGGUUGUGAUCCUAUCACUGAGGCUCCAGAACUCCUUCGAAUCGCUAGAUCCCUUGACUUGGACGUCGUCGGUGUGAGUUUCCACGUAGGCUCCGGAUGCCGUGAACCGCCAGUUUUUCGUAGGGCUAUUUCAGCCGCAAGGGACAUCUUUGAUUUUGCCGAAACUUUGGGCUACAACUUUUCUCUGCUUGAUAUCGGAGGAGGAUAUCCUGGUGGAAAAGGAACUUCCAUCCAUCAGAUCGCUGAAAUUGUCAAUCUCGCACUUGACAAUUACUUCCCCGAUCCGUCAAUUGAUGUAAUAGCUGAACCUGGUCGCUUCUAUGUAAGCUCUGCCUUCACUUUGGUGUGCAAUAUCCAUUCAAUUAGAAACGUCAACAAAAUCAACGAUGAUGGUGGAAAUUAUGUACAGCGCAUGUAUUACAUCAACGAUGGAGCUUACGGCAGUUUCAAUUGCGUCUUGAGCGAUCAUCAGGUUAAGUUAUUACCACAGCCGCUCGAAGAACGCGUUGGCGCAAAAUACUACGACAGCAGCAUAUGGGGACCGACUUGCGAUGUAGUCGACCUAGUAAUUGAACAUGCAAUGUUGCCAGAAAUGAAAGUUGGGGAUUGGUUGGUGUUUGAAGACAUGGGAGCAUACACCACUUCCGUUGCCAGUCUUUUUAAUGGUUUUCCAAUUCCUAAAGCCCAUAUAGUGAUGGACGAGAGCAUCAGGGUUCUGAUGAAGGAUAUGUUUGAACUGAUCGACAGAGAUUUGACCUACCGAACAAUUUGAAAAAUAAAAAUGAUUCCUCUUCCAAAUACGAACUUCCUGAUUUCCCAAUACCCAUUGGAAAUUCGAUUUUAGAUUACGUUGACGUCGUUGCUAUGGAAUAACGGUACAAGAAGUUUGGAUUACGAUCUGUAAAGCGACUUAAACGGUCGCUAAAAAUCCAUUUAUUUUCGAGACCAAUUUUUAAAAUUAAUUUUCUUUAAAAACUUCCAAGGUUUUUAUGACAAAUCUUCUAAUUUUAUCUGUAGCUUAAUUAUACUACAAGCAAAAUCGAUCGGUGGUCCUUUGUAAGAACCACGAAUUGUUUUUAUUCAUUAAUUUUAUGCUUGUGGACAGGGGCGUAACAGAGGCCCCGCAGCAUGAAGCUUGCGGGGGGCCCCAAUAUGUCAGGGGCCCCAUCUUGUCGUCUAAUAUAAUGUAAAAAUAUAUUAUUGUUUUAUAAUUUUAUACAUACAUACGCAACGUUUUUUAAUCAGUGUAGUAUUGAAAAUGAAGUUGCCCUUCAGAUAGAUAUAUAUUAAUAAAAUUUUAGAUAUAUUCGCUGAUAGUAGUGACGAAGAAAGCUGUAUCUCAGAAUAAUACUAUGCAAUAAUAUAAUCAUUGACUGUAAAUGACUGUUUUGGAAUGUAAUUCAGCGUCACGACGGAUUUGCUUGACAAUUUAGAUUUAGGUUCUAUUUACCCUCCACUUCAAAGUUGGACUUGUGCCGUUGGUUGCUUUUACUUGGGGGGUGACAGCUAUCCCUCAUCGGAGGUGAAAAACAUACGUUUAAAAUAAGUCCAAAAAUUGAUAAAUUGACUAUAUUAUAAGAAAACUUUGGGUUAUAGGAGUUUCUUUAUCUAAGUCUAAGUCAAUACUUUUCGAGUUAUUUGCGAGUGAAAUUGUUUUUGUUUUCAACAAGCAAACUACAUUUUCAGGCAGUUGUUCGCAAAAAACUGAAAAAGUAAGUAUUUUAUCGAAUUAAAUAUUAUCAAAAAAUUAUCGAAAAUAUAUUUUUAGCAAAAAUGUUGCUCAUAAAAAAAAACAAAAAAAAAAUUGGUAUAAGUAUUCAUGAAGUCUAUCGACACAGUACAAGCAAAGUUCUAGUUCAUGAAAAAUUGAUCUUAUUCAUCCAAUUUCCAAGCGUAUAUGUCAACGUGAAAUAACCAAAAAAUUAAGCACUUUUCGGGGAAAACUCAUUAAAACUUUUUUUAAAUGUUUAAAAAAAAGUUUCAUUUUUAUUUUUUAUAAAAGUUAAAAGAGCUCUAUUUUUUUAUAAAAGUUUUUAGCAUCAAAACUAAGCGAGUUACGCCCAAAAUAAAGACGGCCCCCUUUUACCUUAGUAAAAAAUCGUGAAAAUCUCCCCCUAUUUAGCACCCCAAAUAAAAUUAAUGAUUAGCGUUGUACCAUUUACUUUAUAGGCAUGUGUACUGUUUAUUAUGAUCUCUAAGUUUGACCGGUUCAAAGUUCUUAUUUUUGAAAAAAUUUGAUUUUACAUUAAAAAAAGUUUUUUAUUUUGAAAAAAAUGCCCCUUUUCAAAAUAACUUAAAAAUAUUAGUGAUACGAAAAUCUCAAAGAGUAAAGAAAUGUAAGUUUUGCAUUUAUAAAAUAUUUUGGUUUUAUUUUGUUGUUCUGUGAGACAAAAAUUGGUUAAGAUAUGGCUGUUUAAAAUUUGCAUACACUCGUGAUUAGUGACUCGUUCAAGCCCUUUCAACUAGAACCCUUUAAAAAAAAGCACUUUAAACUGGUGAAACUUACAUGUCAUAUAAAUAAAGUUAAGGAAUUUGUAAAGCGGCAACGAUUAGUUUCAUUUGGGGUGCUAAAUAGGGCGAGAUUUUCACAUUAUUUUUGAUAAAAAAAUGGCGUUAACUUUAUUUUGAGCGGAACUUGCUUGGUUCUGAUACUAGAAACUUUUAUAAAAAAAAACAGAAUUUUAAUGAGUUUUCCCCGAAAAGUGCUUUAUUUUUUGGUUAUUUCACGUUGAAAUAUUCGAUUUGGAAUUUGACGAAUUUGACGAAGAACCAUUUUUUAUGAGCUUUAACUUUGCUUUUACUGGGUUGAUAGACUUCAUUUUUUUUUAAAAGACGAAUGUGACGAAUAAGUACCAUUUUUUAUGAGCUCCAACUUUGCUUUUACUGGGUUGAUAGACUUCAUUUUUAUAUAGGCUAUAUUUUUGCUAAGAAUAUUUUUUUGCGAUAAAAUAUUUACUUUUUGAGAUAUUUGCGAAAAACCGCCUGAAAACGUGUUUUUUUUGCUAAACGAUAAACAUUUUCACUCGCAAAUAACACGAAAAGUAUUGACUUGACCACUUAGGUGGUUACACUGAAAAUUACACGGUAUCGCCGUAUAUAAUGUUCAUUUACUGGGCUAAAACACACAUAAGGAUUUUGUCACACAAGUCGCAUUUAGUAAUAUUUUAAAGGGGGCCCCUUUUCCAAUUCUGCGGGGGGCCCCUACGGAGUUUGUUACGCCACUGCUUGUGGAACCUUGAAUAUUCAAAUAAAAAUAAUACGUAUUCUAUAUAAUAGACGUAUUCUAUAUAACGUAAUUUUCUUAAAUUUUUAGUGCAUCAAAAACCGUACAGGAGCCCAGCUAAUAGAAUAUAACUGCAAAAACUUGAAACGUACUAGAAUGGUCAGUUUUAUGGGUACCCCAGUUUUACAAUGUUAGUUAACCACAUUUAACUAAUUAACCGUUAAAUUUAACAGCUAUUUAACUGAGGGAGUCCUAUAAGUAGCGGUUAAAGUUGAGGUCAAUUAGUUAAGCGCCGAAUUAACAGUUAUUUGUAAAACCGGUGAUACAUUUUUAUUUUUAACGAUAUUGAUAAGGAAAAACGAUUUAUAGCAUUUUUAGAAAUAUUAAUUAGGUAAACGGCAGAAAAGUUGUCAUAAUAUCUACUAUAGUGGAAGUCACAUUCAGUACGGAUAUAGGAUAACUUCUUCAAGUGCCAUCUUCGUUCCGAAGGUUGGCGAUCAUCAGGGCUAUACGUAUUCUCGAAACUUCUGACCGAAACAAUUCGUUGUUGCUACAGCUAUACCAUUCCCGUAGAUUAUUUAGCCAGGAGUUUCGUCUUCUUCCUAUGGAUCUUUUUCCUUCUCUUCCACUGCAUAAUUAUUCGAAGCAGUUCAUAUCUUUCGCCUCUUGUAAUGUGUCCCAAGUAUUGCAGUUUUCGUUUCUUGAUCGUAAAUAUGACUUCCUUUUCUUUAUUCAUUCUUCUCAAGACCUCGACGUUUGUGACUCUCUCCGUCCAUGAUAUUCUCAAGAUUCUGCGAUACAUCCACAGUUCAAAUGCCUCCAAUUUUUUGAUAUCAAUCUUUUUAAGCGUUCAUGACUCCAUUCCGUAGAACAGCACAGAAAGUACGUAACAUCUCAUCAGGCGAAGUUUCAUUUCAAGGCUCAAAUCUCUUCCACAGAACACUCUCUUCAUUUUAGUGAAUAUGGAUCUGGCUUUUUCUAUUCUUAUUUUGAUUUCUGCUGAGCUAUCGUUGUCUUCAUUUACAAAAGUACCUAAAUAUUUGUAUUUGCUAACUCGAUCGAUAAUUUAAUUGUAUAAAUAUAAAUUUUGGACAUUUCGUGUUGAUUUCGAUAUUACCAUAAAUUUAGUUUUCUUUAUGUUCAAAGAUAGUCCAUAUUCUUCGCUGCAGUCUGCAUAUCUUAUUCACCAAUGUCUGUAGCUCUUCAAGUGUUUCUGCGAUCAGAACGGUGUCGUCGGCAAAUCUCAGAUUGUUUAAUCUAACACCAUUUAUUUUAAUACCUAUGGAUUGCUCAGAGAGUGUUCUAUUCAUUACGUCUUCGGAAUAGAGAUUAAACAGGUUUGGUGACAGUAUACACCCUUGUCUCACACCCCGCUUUAUUUCAAUUUCUUCAGUGGUAUUAUUCUCUACUCUCACUAGGUACUGCUUUCUGAUUGUACUACAUAUUUGCUAUUAGUCGGAUGUCUCGUUUAUCUAAAUUCUUUUCUGCCAGGAGUCUGAUUAGAUGAUCAUGCCGCACUUUAUCAAAGGCCUUGUUAUAAUCUAUAAAACACAUGAAUACAUCUUGAUUUAUGUCAAGACAUCUUUGAGACAUAACGUUCAGUGCAAACAACGCCUCUCUUCUUUCGAGUCCAUUUCGGAAUCCAAACUGGGUAUCAUUGAUGUCCAUUUCCAGUUUUCUGUGUCCUCUAGUGUGUAUAAUUUUCAGGAAUAUUUUCAGUACAUGGCUCAUCAAACUGAUUGUACGGUAAUCACUACAUUGUUUGGCAUUCAUCUUUUUUGGUAUAAUAACAAAGGUGGAUAAAAGCCAUUCUUGUGGUAUUUUUCCUGAUGUAUAAAUGCUAUUGAAAAGUUCAACUAAAAUGUGGAUCGAGUCUUCUUCUAUCAGUUUAAGGAUUUCCGUUGGUAUUUCAUCUGGACCUGGGGCUUUACCGUUUUUCAUUCUUUUUAGUGCGUACAUUACUUCCUCUUCCGUUAUUUCUGGACCUUCGUCUCCUUGUAUGUUACUUAGUUCAGAUUGUUGUCUAUCAUCUGCAAAGAGUUCUUCAACAUAGUUUUUCCAUGUCUCCAACUGUUCUUCUAGUUCUGUUAUUAUGUUUCCGUUGACAUUAUACAGGGUAUUUGGCUGCUUACGUUUUUGUGUACCUGCAAGUUCUUUCACUUUUUUAUGUACAUUAAAAAUAUCAUGUUUUGCCUGCAAUUGCUCUAUUUCUUCACAUUUUCUUUUAUAAAAAUCUUCCUUUGCUAUUCUGAUUUCCUUUUUGAUUUCUUUCUGUAAUUGUUUAUACCUUUGUUCGUUUUUUCCUUUCAUUAUUCUCCGAUUGUCCAUGAGAAGAAGGAUUUUAUCAGCCAUCCAUCUUUGCUUUAUUUUUGGUUUUUCUUUACUCAGAAUUUUCUCCGCAGGACUUGUUAUCGCCAUUUUUACGUUUUGCCAUUUUUUAUCUAUGUUGUUCGUUGGCUGAGAUGUUUCUUUUUCAUGAAGUAUUUUCAAAUUAUUAUAUUAAUACAUCUUUGCAGUUCCGCCUUACCCUCCAGGUUACAUAAAUAACUGACGUCUAUCUGGUUUGCUCUUCUUUUCUGCUCCAAUCUUUUUAGUUUAAUACUCAUUUGUGUAACAUAGGAUAACAGUGUUGCCCAUUCUGCUGCCAUUGCAAAUUUUGCUACUUUUUUUUUUUAAAUAAAGAAGGCCAAACUAAAAAAAAAGUAAAAUUGUCCGAAAUUAUAAUUAUUUUAUAGGAGCCGGCCCAUAACGUACGAUUAAAAACUUUGACAACAUUGUAGUUCUUUCUGCCAUAUAGAAAGCACAGGCGUAUCUCUGUAACGCUGCCAUCUGAAUGUGAACUCCAGUAUAAAAUAUUUUAAUAUAGAUCUCUUUUAUAAUUAAUUUUGGAAAUAGUUAAUGAAAUGGUUUUUGUUAAUAUGGGUAUUAUAAAUAGCCCUAAUGUAUUUUUGUCAAAUUAUAUGUGUAUAAAUAGACUAGACUAGGAUAUACAGUACGUAAAUCGUUCUGCUGGACAUAGGGAAUAUACAUUGAGAUCAUUGUGGCAACUACGCUAACCUGUGUUAGUUGAAAUUUCUGUUCGAGUACGAGUUUCUGGUGCAAUAGAGCUGUUAGAACGAAUAUAAUGAGUGAUUUUGAAUGCAAGGCAGUCCAUAAAUAAAUCAAAAACAAAGAUUAUGACUGAUGAAUUAAUAAUUUUACUUUAAUUUUUAAAAUAUCUUUUAUUUAAAAAUUAAUUUCCAAAUUAAACAGACACAGUUUUUCCAUUAGGUCAAAAAUAGUUCUACUACAAUGUCAUGUUUUGACGUUUAUUUGUGUAACCCGAAAUUAAUUGUCAAUUUUGAGGUUAAUGUCCUUUAAUGCUAACAACUAUAUUGUCAUUGAGAGAGCGAAGUUGCCACAAUUAUCUUAAUAUAAUACAAUGUAUGUAUUUAUUUAUCUAAAUAUGUACAAUGUAUGUUCCCUAUGUCCAGCUGAAAGAUUUACGCACUGUAUGUAUACAUAUUUAUUCGCUGUUUAGAUUUAGAUUAUUGCUGCAUAGAAUUAAAUAACUUAAGGCUAA